Molecule: messenger RNA, 5820 nt
Organism: Cladocopium goreaui
Lineage: Eukaryota; Dinophyceae; Suessiales; Symbiodiniaceae
Source: the annotation of a GenBank genome assembly
GACGACUCGUCGCCCCUACGUGCCGGCGCACUGCAUUCAGUGAUGGCGCUCCGUGGACAGACCAGCCCUUUUGGCCCAUACGGCGGUUUAUGCCUUCAGUUCCUGAUGCGCGGUCAGGAGCGUCAGGAAGAGACUGUGGAACGUUUGGAGCCACUUGGAGCAGGGUCUGGUGCCGCUGACAUUGAGUACGAGCAGUUCAUGAAGGCCAAGGAGGUUCAGAGGGCCAUGUUCCAGGCAGAGAACAAGACCAUUGUGCACCAAUGUGCCGACACCGACAUCAUCGAAGCCGCUGAGGGAUCUGUGGCAUGUAUCGAUGGGAACCAGGCCGCAGCUCACGUUGCCUACGCCUUCAGUGACUGCGCCUUCAUUUAUCCCAUCACGCCCAGUUCUCCCAUGGGAGAGAUGGUGGAUGAGUGGUCCGCGCAAGGCCUCAUCAACUGCUACGGCCAGAAGCUGAGCGUCACCGAGAUGCAGAGUGAAGCUGGUGCCGCUGGCGCUUUGCACGGUGCCUUGAAGGCAGGCGCCUUCAGCACCACUUUCACCGCCAGUCAGGGCUUGCUGCUGAUGAUCCCGAACAUGUACAAGAUUGCGGGUGAGUUGCUCCCUUGCGUCAUGCACGUGGCUGCUCGUGCGUUGGCAGGACAGGCGCUGUCCAUCUUUGGAGAUCACAGUGAUGUCAUGGCUUGUCGUUCAACGGGCUGGGCGCAGCUGGCUUCAGAAUCUGUGGAGAUGGCACAGGUCAAUGCCAUUGUGGCCCACCUUGUUUCAAUGGAACGCCGAGUUCCCGUGCAGCACUUCUUUGAUGGUUUCCGCACCAGUCACGAGGUGAACAAAGUCAAGUUGAUUGACUACAACACCAUGAAGACUUUUAUCAAUUGGGAGGCUGUCAAAGAGCAUCACGAUUUGGCCAUGAACCCUCGGCAUCCUCACGUGCAGGGCACUUCGCAAGGGCCUGACAUCUUCUUCCAGUGCGUGGAGGCUGGCAACAGCUUCUAUGAUGGGUUGGCUGAUCUUUUUGAAGAGAAGGGGAAGAUGAUUCAAGAGAAGACUGGUUUGCACUUCGCCCUCUACGCCUAUGAAGGCCACCCCGAGGCAAAACACGUGAUUGUGGUUAUGGGCAGUGCAGCAGUGACUUGCGGAGAGACUGCCAGUUUCUUGUCCAAGCACAAGGGACAACGCGUGGGGGUGUUGAAGGUUCGUCUUUUCCGACCUUGGGACAGUUCCCGCUUUUUGGCAGCUUUGCCAACAACCACCGAGCGCAUUUGCGUUCUGGACCGCACCAAAGAGCAGGGCUCGCAGGGUGAACCACUGCUUCUGGAGGUGUCUUCGAUGUUGCAUGCCAGCGCUCACUCCGAAAUUGUGGUGGUUGGAGGCCGCUAUGGGCUUGGUUCCAAGGAGUUUACGCCCAACAUGGUUCUCUCAAUCUACGAAAAUCUAGCCCAGGAGAGCCCCAAACCACGCUUCACUGUGGGCAUCAACGAUGACGUGACCUUCCUGUCGUUGCCAGUGGGCCCAUGGCUCAACGUGCUUCCAGAAGGCACCACUGAGUGCAUGUUCUAUGGACUCGGAAGUGACGGAACCGUGGGUGCCAACAAGAGCGCGGUGAAGAUGAUUGCGAUGGGCACGCAGCUUCAUGCUCAGGCCUACUUCGAGUACGAUGCCAAGAAGAGCGGCGGCGUGACCAUCAGCCACUUGCGCUUUGGUCCCAAGCCCAUCCAUGCUCCCUACAAUGUGCGCGCCGCAGACUACCUGGCUGUCCACAAGCAAAGCUACGUGAACAGCUAUGACAUGACGCGCUACUUGAAGCAGAACGCAGUGUGCGUCAUCAACUGCUCUUGGGACAAGAGCGAGUUGGAGAAGCAACUGCCAGCCAAAAUGCGCAAGGAUUUGGCAGAGAAGCAGGCCAAGCUUUUCAUCAUUGAUGCCACGAAGAUUGCGGUGAAGGCUGGCCUGGGAAAACGCAUCAACAUGAUCAUGCAGACCGUCUUCUUCAAGCUCAGCGCAGUGAUGCCUUAUGAAGAGGCUGUGGAAAUGUUGAAGAAGAGCAUCAAGAAGAUGUACGGCAAGAAGGGCGACAAGGUGGUGAAGAUGAACAUCGAUGGCGUGGAUGCCUCCAUUGAGGGCAUCGUGCAGGUGGACAUCCCUGCAGCCUGGGCAUCUCUGGACCUUGGCUCUGAGGCCACCGAUGCGCAGAAGCAGAAGGUUGCUUAUGGCAAGGGGCCAAGGAUGUUCCCAGAGGUGCAAGAUGCAGAGCAGUUUGCGAAGCAAGUCCAGUCGCCCUGCAACAACCUCGAUGGCAAUGCACUUCCUGUGAGUGCCUUCGUGCCCGGUGGCCGAGUGCCAUGUGGUACAAGUCAGUACGAGAAACGUGGUAUUGCCAUCAACGUGCCCAAGGUGGACAUGGACAAGUGCACUCAGUGCAACAAGUGCAGUCUCAUCUGCCCCCAUGCGGCAGUGCGACCAUUCCUGGCCACCGGACAAGAGCUCGCAAAGGCACCAGCAGCUUUCAAGGAUGGCAGCCGUUCCGCAAUCGGAGGUGGUGUCUUGGACAACUACCAGUACCGCAUCCAGGUCUCCCCAUGGGAUUGCACAGGCUGUGAGUUGUGCGUCCGCAUUUGCCCUGCUGAUGCAUUGACCUUGGGACCUGCAGGGAAGGUCAUUCAGGAAGAGGAAGCCAAUUGGAACUUCGCAGUGACCCUCCCAGAUCGUGGUGAUGAAAUUGACAAGACCACCGUGAAGGGCUCCCAGUUCCAGAAGCCGUAUCUCGAGUUCAGCGGGGCCCGUGAAGGAUGUGGUGAGACUCCGCAUGUGAAGCUCAUGACUCAGCUUUUCGGUGAUCGACUGGUGAUUGCCAAUGCGACAGGCUGCUCCUCCAUCUGGGGUGGCUCCAACCCAUCCUUCCCCUACACGACCAACACGAAGGGCGAGGGCCCUGCCUGGGCCAACUCGCUCUUCGAAGACAAUGCCGAGUUCGGCUUCGGCAUGCGCAAGGCCUUCAAACAGCGCCGUGACUACUUGGCCAUGCAAGUGGAGGACACCUUGGGUGACAAGGCGGUGACGAUGUCCGAUGAACUUCGACAAGCCUUGAACCAGUUCUUGGUGAUGCGCAAGGAGAACAUGCACGACUUGCUCUUGCCAAAGGGUCGCAGUAUCUACCACCAGAUCAUGGAGAAGCUUGUGCCAUUGCUCGAGAAGGAGAAGGGUGAUCACCCAAAGAUCCACAACUUGUACGAUUUGGAAGACAUGUUCGGCCGCAGCAGCUUCUGGAUUGUUGGCGGAGACGGCUGGGCCUACGACAUCGGCUAUGGUGGCUUGGACCACGUCAUUGCCAGUGAGGAACAUGUGAACAUCUUGGUGCUUGACACGGAGAUGUACAGCAACACUGGUGGACAGGCAUCCAAAGCAACACCAAAGGGAGCCAUGGCAAAGUUCGCUGAGGGUGGAAAGCUGACGCAGAAGAAGGACAUGGGACAGUUGGCCAUGACCUACAAGAACGUCUACGUGGCCAGCAUUUGCGUUCAUGUCAACCCACAGCAAGCAGUCCGCGCUAUGAUUGAGGCCGACGCCUAUCCGGGACCAAGCAUCAUCCUUGCAUACAGCCCGUGCAUCAGUCAAGGUUUCCCUAUGGCCGAGUCCAUCCAGCACUGCCAGAUGGCAGUGGACAGCGGCUACUGGCCUCUUUACCGAUACAACCCAGAGUUGGCAGCACAUGGCAACAAUCCGUUCCAGCUCGAUAGCCGCAAGAUCAAGGGCGAUCUGUUCAAGUUCCUUGCCAAGGAGAACCGCUUUGCAGCAGUGAUGCGUCGCGAUCCUAAGCAUGCAGAGGAGCUUGACAACAAGUUGCAAGAGAACCUGGUUCAGAAGAACCAUUUGCUGCAGGUUUUGAACAAAGAGGAUUUGGAAGGGCAAUUCAGCAAGCUGGUGGAAGGCCUUUCAGAUGCCAAGAGCUCUGGAGAUUCAAUCACUGUGCUGUACGGCAGUGAGAGUGGCAAUGCCGAGGAGCAGGCUAAGAAUCUGAUGCAAGAUUUGAUUGCUCGUGGUUUGAAGGCGACGGUGAGCUCGCUGGAUGACUUUGAAUUUGAGGAGCUGCCCAAUCAGAAGAUCAUGAUUUUGGUCGUCUCCACCUGUGGAUUGGGAGAGUACCCAGCCAACUGCAAGCAGACUUGGCUGAAGCUGCAGUCGGCAGACUUGCCAAUGUCUUGGCUGUCAGGUGUGAAGUUCUGCGUCUUUGGCUUGGGCGACUCAACCUACAGCCAGUUCUGUGUGGCUGCAGCAGGCUUUGAUACGCGCUUGGGUGAGCUUGGUGGUCAGCGCAUGCUCAAGCGCGGUGUGGGAGACGACCGUGACGAGGAUCGCUACUACACUGGAUGGGAAGCCUGGUUGCCAGAGCUUUGGAAGGUCCUCGGAGCCCCAGCCCUGCCACUGAGCCAGGACAUUCCAGCCCCAUCCUACAGAGUUGAUGCCUCUCCAGGUACUCUGGGAAAGCCACCUGUAAGUGACGACGACAUCAUCCCACCUGGUGCCAACCGACUCACUUUGCUCACGAACAACGUGCUGACUGGUGAUGCCAAGUAUGAUCGAGACAUUCGUCACUAUGAAUUUAAGAUCGAGGGCACCAACGUAUCUUACAAGACUGGUGAAAGUCUGGCCAUCUGGCCGCGCAACCCAGAAGACAAGGUCUUGGAAUUCUGUCAGAUGAUGGGCUUUGACCCUGCGCAGAACCUGAGAGUCCUUCCUUUGGAAGGAGCCCGCAACUGGUGCCCCACGGAGCUGAGUGUACGACAGCUUUUCUCCCAUGUGCUUGAUAUUUUCGGAAAGCCGAACCGAAAGUUCUACCAGACUCUUGCGCUCUUUGCAAAGGAUGAGGGUGAAAAGAAGCAGCUGCAAAGCAUUGUCGAGAACAGCAAGGAGGGAGCCGCCCUCUAUCGCGACCUGACCCAAGACUUUGCACACCAUGCAGAUGUGCUGCAGAAGUUUGCAAGCGCCCGACCUCCCAUUGAGCACUUGUUGCAGAUGAUGCCGGUGUUGAAACCCAGGAGCUACUCCAUUGCCAGCUCUCCUUUGAUGCAUCCGGACAAGAUCCAGCUCUGCGUGGUGCUGGUUGACUGGACAGUGGAGACCACCAAGGAGCUUCGAUUGGGUGAAUGCACAGGCUACAUGCAGAUGCAGAAGCCCGGCGCCCAGAUCAUGUGCGCCGUGCGCUCCAGUGCCAUUGUGCUUCCCAAGGAGCGGGUGAUGCAGAAACGCCAGGGCAUCGACGUUGGGAAAUGCAUGCUCUUCUUUGGCGCCAGGUACAAGCAGGAGUGGCUGUACCGUGACGAGUUCGAAGGCUAUGAGGCCGAGGGCGUGCUGCAGAUGCACACGGCCUUCUCCCGGGAACAGGCCCGAAAGAUCUAUGUGCAGCACAGAAUUGUGGAGGCUGGCAAUGACGUGGCACAGAGGAUGCUGAACGAGGGAGGCCACUUCUACGUUUGUGGCUCCGCUCGGCAAGUGCCUGAAGACAUUUACACAGCGAUGAAGGAGGUGAUGAUGGCCCACGAACGCUGCGGGGAGGAAGAUGCUGAAGCGAUUUUGUCCAAUUUGAAGAUGGAGGGACGUUACACCGUGGAAGCUUGGUCAUGAGAGGCGUUGAAGUUCUGACGCGUGCGCGAUUUCAUUCGCCGUUUCAUCAAUUUUAUAAUUGCAAGAAUUGAAUUCCUCGCAUUGAACACCUGUGAUUCUUACUGACAAGGGGAACACAGGACCUUGCCCACAAUCCCCUUUGCAGGGAGACUGGCGGCAAAGCAACUUGUUGGGGUUGGCGACCAUGUUGGGGUGAUC